Messenger RNA from Frieseomelitta varia, 1521 nucleotides. RefSeq lists its product as uncharacterized. The transcript is spliced from 4 exons. NCBI's taxonomy places the organism in Eukaryota, Metazoa, Arthropoda, Insecta, Hymenoptera, Apidae. The record is from RefSeq and is a predicted model, not a curated record. Bases 801 to 1478 code for a protein of 225 amino acids.
GCUGCUUUUAUUAUCAGUGAAAAUUUCCAUAUUAGUAUCGUUUCGAUAAUCGUGAAAUUAUUGACAAUUGUGAACUCUCUCUCUCUCUCUCUCUCUUUCUCUCUUUAAACUGAAUCUUUUGUAUCAAAUAUCAGAUUAGUGAAUCGCGAAUCAAUUUCGCGAUAAAUCAUCGACAAAUUGCACAAAAUUUAUUAUGAACAUUGGAAACGAUUAAAAUCGGAGAAAUAAUUUUCUAAAUUGCAAGAUGAACGAUCUAAGACUAACAACCGAUUCCGUGAUCGCGCAUGUUGGUAUCACGUUUCUAAAUGCCAUAUUACAUUACGCGCUUUACAGAGCUGUCAUUGCCACGAUCAUACUGAUCAAAGAAACGAUACUUUGGUUGUUCCGGAAGGUGAUGAAAUUUCGUAGUACUAGCACCGACGAAUCGACCCAGUCCCCAUUGCCAUGUAACGUUUAGUCGCUGUUUCUUCGCGGAGAAAUUCCUGGUAAGAAAAAUACACACAAAGAAAUCCAUUGCCUUCCACAAAAAUGAAAAUUAGCAAAGUAUAACGUAAUUGGAAAUCUUUUGUAAUAGGUUUGCUGAAUUAUGAAUGUUUCUUCACAAAAGAAUAUUAACCUCGGCAAAUUGUUAAACUUAAACUUAAAAAUUAAAAUUAUUUCACUUUUUUAAAUUUUUGGCGAACUUCAUUUUACGUAAUGAAGAAACAUUAAGUUGAUAUAUUUAAACAAAUGCCCAUUCGACAGAGACCCAUGUAAAUUCUGGUUGUUUGUUCCAACUUGCGAGUAAAUUACUGGUACACAUGAUGAACGCGUUGGAAAAUUUCGUCACGAUCACUCAUCGUGAUUUUAAUUGGCCAUACCCUGUACCGCUGAUUGCAAAACCGGGACAACCACCGAGACACACGGGAACUCGAUUGUACACCCCUAGAAUCGACCCUGAGGACUGUCCGUGUGACGAACAUGGCCAACAAAGUAAUAAAAAUAGGUACAAAUAUUUGGCUGAUAAGGAACGACACUUUCUGGAUCAACUGACGAAAGUGAAUCGUGAAAUGACAAAUCUUACGAAGGUUAUGCUAGACGCUAAAUGCGAGCCAAUCGACGAGACGAUGAAGAGUAUUUAUAAAGCGGAUUACGCGAAGAGAGGAUUGCCUAUCAAAGAGUACAGACAGCUACAAGCUGCGGUUGACUCGCUGUACUGUUCACCUUUUCCGGCGGAAGUUACGGAAAUAAAGGAGGGAUACAGAGAUCCAACGAGAUUUCGAUACACAGCCAUCGAGAGACCGUAUAUUCAGCCAGCCAAAACGAUCAAUUUGUUCCAAGUUCCAGAAUCUUUCUCUAUGUGGGAAACACCUUUUACCGGCCGUUCAGAGUAUAUGGACACUAUUAGUAAAAUGGGUCUAAGUAACAUGAAAAAUCGUCAACAAUAUCUGGAACCGUUACCCUCGUCGAGAAGAAGAUUUGGGGACUGUAAAUUAUAAAUUCGAUUCAUCAAAAAUUCCUUUCAUUGACCAAACUAUUGAU